AUGAGGAAUGUUAUUUGUUUACAAUUCGUGAUACCGUCCGCUGUCUGGAGUCGGAAGAACUACGAUUCUGGAGCAUUCGCCGGAGAACACACCUUCAUUCCUUCCUUCCUUCUGGAGUCGGUUUUUGGGUAGGUGCGUCGAUGAACUGUAAGUUGGCGAUAUAUUUUGAUGUGAAAUUCGAACUUCAUUCUUGGUUCCUCAUUUUAAUUCCCUCUGCCGGUUCAAGGGAGGGAAUUUUUCAGUUGUAUUAUACCCAAAUGAUUCUUAAUUCAUGAUGUUUUGAAGAUAUUACAGUGUGAUAAAUUGAUGAUACUAUCAAUUUAUUAUGUUAGGGUCUGUAAUAUGGUUGGUUAUAGUAGCUGCUUUAUGGGGGUUUUCUACUCCCUUAAUUCGUCACGGAAGUGCUGGUAUUGAAAAUAUCAGUUAUAGCAAUCCUAUUAUUCAGUGGUUAGCUGAAUUGCAAUUCCUGGCAACCAACUGGAAGUACAUUUUCCCCUUUCUUAUAAAUCAAAGUGGAUCUGCUUUGUAUGCACUAGCCUUAGGGUCUUCUGAUUUAUCACUCGCUGUCCCGUUAACUAACUCACUUACGUUUAUAUUUGUGAGCAUUUCUGGACGUUUACUUGGAGAACAAGAAGGGAAAUCAGUUUCUUAUAUUGGAAUGACACUAGUAGCUGCUGGAGUUACACUUUGUGUAUUGGAAAGUACAUUUAAAUAAAAUUUCAGG
This is a messenger RNA of Argiope bruennichi, 724 nucleotides long. RefSeq names its product transmembrane protein 234-like. The transcript is spliced from 6 exons. The record is from RefSeq and is a predicted model, not a curated record. The coding region runs from base 326 to 715 and encodes 129 amino acids. NCBI's taxonomy places the organism in Eukaryota, Metazoa, Arthropoda, Arachnida, Araneae, Araneidae.